CGUAUAGCCAGCGUCUCAUUAGUCAUUCUCAACAAGUUAAAUCAACUUUUAGGAAUAUAUAUGAUCUUCUUCUCUGUUUGUUCUUGGUAAUUAAGACGGUGGAGCUGAUCAGCACAAGGCCUGUCUCUCCCUCUCAUCCAUCAAUCUAUUCAAAUGCAUUGAUCCCAAUUUCUAAACAAAAAUAUAUGUAUAUAAGAUCCAAUCCCCAGCAGCUAUAUGUAUAGCUAGGGUUUUUUCUUGAUCCUUUCACAAACUUAUCUUUCAUUCUCUUCUUCUUUUCUUUUUUGUUAAGAACUCCAGAGGCCAAAGAGGAAGAGGGAUUCGAUCUCAAGAAGUAGUAAGCAUUACAAACUACCAGCUGCGCUAUGAUGGAGUCAAUCGAGUCUACUGUCCCACCCGGUUUCCGCUUUCAUCCGACCGAUGAAGAGCUCGUCGGGUACUAUCUUAGAAAGAAAGUUGCCUCCCAGAAGAUCGAUCUUGAUGUCAUCAGAGACAUUGAUCUCUACAGAAUCGAACCAUGGGAUCUUCAAGAGAGAUGUCGAAUCGGAUAUGAAGAGCAGAACGAGUGGUACUUCUUCAGCCACAAAGACAAGAAGUAUCCAACUGGGACAAGGACCAACAGAGCAACCAUGGCUGGGUUUUGGAAAGCAACGGGUCGAGACAAAUCAGUAUACGAUAAGGCAAAACUGAUCGGGAUGAGGAAAACCCUUGUCUUCUACAAAGGAAGGGCUCCAAAUGGACAGAAGAGCGAUUGGAUCAUGCACGAAUACAGACUCGAAUCCGAUGAAAAUGGACCUCCGCAGGAAGAAGGAUGGGUCGUAUGCAGAGCAUUCAAGAAGAGAACCAGUAGUCAAAACAAAAGCAUCGAAGGGUGGGACUCAAGCUACUUCUAUGAAGAACUCAACGGUCUCACUUCCGUCGCUGAUCCAACCAAUUAUAUGAUCUCGAGGCAGCCCCAGAGCUUUUUAAGCCAGAAUUUCAUGUGCAAGCAAGAGACAGAAGCUGACAGUUUGAACUUCCUGCACUCUGAUCCGUUUGUCCAGCUUCCUCAGCUUGAGAGCCCGUCUCUUCCCUUAAUAAAGCGGCCGAGCUCAACGUCUCUUAUAUCGGAGAAUAACAUCGAAAUAGAAGACCAGCAAAGUAUUCGAGGAUGCAACGAUGCCAAGAAGGUUACUGACUGGAGGGCUCUGGACAAGUUUGUGGCUUCACAGUUGAGUCAAGAGGAGAGGUAUGAAGGUGAUGGAGGGGCAAGCUUUGGUGCAAAUGAUGAAUCAGAUAUGGCAUUGUUGUUGUUGCAGAGUAGUAGUGCUAGGGAUGAAGAUGAUCAACUGGGAAACAAGUUAAAUGGGUUCCUAAAUUCGACCACUGACUGUGAUAUUGGGAUAUGCAUAUUUGAAAACUAAAGAAGCAAGAGGGAUAAAGCAUGGGAGAAGGUAAUUUUAUUGGUACGUACUACGUAGGUAUUAUAAUGGAUAAGGGUUGAUGAAUGUCGAUCCUAAGACAUAUAUUUUUGUAAAAAUAUGCUUAUGAGUGUAUUUCUCUCUCUCUCUCUCUCUCUCUUCCACACCCCUAACACACAUUCACACACACAAGGUUUUAUAUAUGUAACUGUGCGUACAUCUCAUGGAAAAUUAUUAUACAGUACUGAAACGCAUUUAUAUAGUAAAAUCAGCUUAUCACCUGUUA
Malus domestica (apple) is the source of this 1686-nucleotide messenger RNA. The record is from RefSeq and is a predicted model, not a curated record. NCBI's taxonomy places the organism in Eukaryota, Viridiplantae, Streptophyta, Magnoliopsida, Rosales, Rosaceae.